Molecule: messenger RNA, 957 nt
Organism: Nicotiana attenuata
Lineage: Eukaryota; Viridiplantae; Streptophyta; Magnoliopsida; Solanales; Solanaceae
Product: cytochrome P450 82A3-like
Biological process (GO): defense response to other organism
Molecular function (GO): monooxygenase activity; heme binding; oxidoreductase activity, acting on paired donors, with incorporation or reduction of molecular oxygen
Source: RefSeq, a predicted model, not a curated record
AUGGAAAUUUUUAAAUGUAAGGAAGAAGAAGAAAGAGGUAGAGCUCACAAAGCAAUAAGAAGAUUUUUUGAAUUGAUGGGAGUAUCAGCUGUGGCUGACUUUUUACCAUAUUUAAGAUGGCUGGAUAUAGGAGGCCAUGAGAAAGCCAUGAAAGAGACUGCUAAUGAAAUGAACUGUCUUGUUGAAGAAUGGUUAGCAGAGCACAGAAGACAGAGGGAAUUAAGAGGAACAAAAUAUGGUGAUGAAGAAGAUUUAAUGGAUGUUAUGUUGUCCAUUUGUGAAGACAGAGAUCUUCCUGGUUUUGAUGCUGAUACUAUUAUUAAAGCUACAUGCUUGGCUCUGCAAUCAGCAGGAACAGACACCACGAUCGUAACGCUGACAUGGACUUUAUCUUUGCUCCUAAACAACUACCAAACACUGAAAGCCCAAGAUGAAUUAGAUGUUCGUGUUGGGAAGCACAGAUGGGUCCAAGAGUCAGAUAUCAAGAACAUGGUUUAUCUUCAAGCUAUUGUUAAAGAAGCAUUACGUUUAUGUCCAGCUGCACCACGUUUGCUACCCCACGAGUCUAUAGAAGAUUGUGUUAUUAGUGGCUACGAUAUACCAAAAGGCACUCGCUUACUAGUGAACAUAGGGAAGAUUCACUGCGAUCCAGAUUUAUGGCCAAAUCCUGACGAGUUUAAGCCAGAGAGGUUUUUGACGACACAUAAGGAUGUCGAUGUGAGAGGAAAUCACUUUGAGUUGAUUCCAUUUGGUAGCGGAAGAAGAAUGUGCCCCGGAAUUUCUAUGGGUCUUCAGGUUGUGCAAUAUGUAUUAGCUGUGCUGCUACAAGGGUUUGAAAUGAAGAGGCCUUCGGAUGAACCAAUUGAUAUGAUUGAGAGCUUUGGAUUGACAAUCCUUAAAGCUUCUCCUCUCCAAGUUCUCCUUACUCUUCGCUUGGCCUCUAGUCUUUACGAAUGA